AUGGCAAGCAAUAUGAAUUUGGAUAAUACGACACCCUCGGUCAAUGAGCUUCGAGAAAUUAUUCGCCUGAUCCAAUGCAGGCUGUGCUCCCGCUUGUUGAAAUCCCCCGUGAGGCUACCUUGCCAGGAGACCGUCUGUCAAGGAUGUUUACCUCCCUCUCAUACCAGGAAGCAUAUCACUUAUCCCAUUGACAAAGAGCGAGAGCAAGGCUUUUACUGUACACUCAAGAAAACUGGUGGCCUGGAGACAAACCCAAUGGAAUGUAGGGCAGAGCAUUCGUUGGCUGAUUGCGGUCUUGUUGUGGCCCUAGACAAAGUCAUCGAGAACAUUGCGGGACGAAUGAAUAAACUGUUCUUAAGCAACACCGUUUCAAGCCAUGAUACGGCAUUUACAUUCGAAACCGUUGACCCUACAAGUCUGGGGCUGAAACUUGACGAUCAAGCCCUGCCGCUGUCCUCUGCCAACGGGAGCACGUUUGCUGCAAUGUACAGACUCGCAGGGCAGGGCCAAUUACCAUAUGAUGCAAAUAUCACGUAUGUCUCCCAGGUUGAACCCGUCUCGUCGCUGGACCAGUUCGAGUUGGAGGUUUUCCGGGACGUGCAGCGAUCUAUUAAAAAUGAGCUGGACUGUCACAUAUGCUUGGCCCUCAUGGUUGACCCGUGUACGACUCCAUGCGGUCAUAGCUUCUGUCGCCUGUGCCUGGCGCGAAUACUGAACCAUUCAGACCUGUGCCCUGUUUGUCGCAGGAAGCUAUCUGGCUAUUUACAUUCAAGCCCAGUGAACUUGCGUCUUGACGGGCUAAUCUCAUCUUUCUUCCCUGAGCAGUUAGCAGAACGGAAAGAAGCAUUGAAGGUAGACGGAAACGGAGAACUUGAUGAGACAAAUGUGCCGCUGUUUAUCUGCACCCUUGCUUACCCAUCUACACGAACUUUCCUCUAUGUGUUCGAGCCUCGGUACCGACUGAUGAUUCGCCGUGUUAUGGAGAGUGGAAAUCGCAGGUUUGGCAUAGUGGCGCCAAAGAGUACGGCAUCAACGCAAGAAGAUAUCGCAGAUGAAGCACCGUUUAUGGAAUAUGGGACAGUGGUUGAAAUAGAUCGGUUUAGCCCACUUCCGGAUGGAAGAUGUAUCAUACGCUCUACGGGUAAGUAUCGAUUCAAGGUGCUGGAAAGCACCGUCGUUGAUGGCUAUGCCGUGGGAAAGGUAGAACGCGUUGAAGACGUGUCGAUCGCACAAGAAGAAGCCUAUGAGGCAUCCGAGACUGGGCUGCCAGUGCCCGUGGAGCAUGACCCCAAAGACGAAAUUGACCGUCUCUCCACCCAUCGAUUAUUCCAAAUUGGAUUAACGUAUGUUGCUAAAUGCCGGGCAAGCAAAGCAACCUGGCUUGAUGAUCGAAUUUACAAGUUAUAUGGACCACCUCCGCCGGAUUUGCGAACUUUUUCUUACUGGUUUGCCAACGUUCUCCCGAGACCUGAGGAUGAUCGAUAUAGCCUUCUUCCAGUUACUACUGCGAGAGACAGACUCAAGAUUAUUACCAGGUGGAUCAAAAAGCUCGAAUCUGGAGAAUGGGCCUUAAAGUCUCCUUACACUAUUCCCCGGGCCGAUCUCUUCCUUUCCGCUUUUCGCCCCGUAUCUUCAUCCCUUGUAGCGACUCUGCAAGUAGUUCUUGGCACUCUCUUCGUCCCUGUCUUGCUGCUUUUGAUCUACAAAUUUGCCACUAAAGGGAGCGACUCUUUCCCCGGUCCUUCUAGCAUUUCGUUUUCUAUUCUACCCUUUGCUUUUUCCUUUACUUAUACCUACCAAUCUUCUUCUCCACCCUCAGCUGCCCAGGAAGGACAACAACACCAUUCACGAGCUCAGCAUUGUAUGAACCAGGGCCGAGGCUUUGUUAAUCCCAGUUUUAUGGAUAGAGAGUACAUCUCUAAGACGGUUGUGUUAGGGGCUAUAUUUGUUUUGUGCAUUUCUAGGGUUGUCAGGCGCGUCGUGGAGGUCGUCAGGCUCGAAAGAGAUAGGGCGGAGAGGCUACAGAGACGGGAGGCCCGCUUGGGAUCCCUCUUAAAUGAGGCUACCGCUGGUCGCCCGAUCACCUUUGGUGAUACCAUCCAUGGGCAGAAUCCCGCCGGCCGUUCGGAGACGACGCAGAUGACUAGUUAG
This is a messenger RNA of Coccidioides posadasii C735 delta SOWgp, 2151 nucleotides long. RefSeq lists its product as uncharacterized. Gene Ontology annotation, molecular function: ubiquitin protein ligase activity. NCBI's taxonomy places the organism in Eukaryota, Fungi, Ascomycota, Eurotiomycetes, Onygenales, Onygenaceae. The record is from RefSeq and is a predicted model, not a curated record.